Chrysochloris asiatica (Cape golden mole) is the source of this 2052-nucleotide messenger RNA. RefSeq names its product zinc finger protein 585B-like. Gene Ontology annotation, biological process: regulation of transcription by RNA polymerase II. The record is from RefSeq and is a predicted model, not a curated record. The transcript has 6 exons. Bases 1 to 2052 code for a protein of 683 amino acids. Gene Ontology annotation, molecular function: DNA-binding transcription factor activity, RNA polymerase II-specific; RNA polymerase II cis-regulatory region sequence-specific DNA binding. Gene Ontology annotation, cellular component: nucleus. NCBI's taxonomy places the organism in Eukaryota, Metazoa, Chordata, Mammalia, Afrosoricida, Chrysochloridae.
AUGAAGAAAUGGAUUCAGACAUGCAAGAGAAAAGGUUCAUCUUCUGAGUGUAGUGAUUGGUCCCAAGAGAAGAAGAGGAAGCUCAAAAGACCGGAGCCAGUGACUUUCGAGGAUGUCAACGUGGUGUUCACAAAGGCUGAAUGGAAGAGACUGAGCGCUGAGCAGAAGAAGCUCUACAGAGAAGUGAUGCUGGACACUUACAGGAAUCUGCUGUCUUUGGGUAAAGUGAUGAAGGAAUUAAAAAUGUUAAGAUUUGGAGCAGACAGCUACAGAGAGGAUGGAGCCGACUGUGGUCUGAAGGCAGACUUCAUCACAAACCAGAGGUCGGUCUUCUGGGGGCAUCCCUAUGUUUGCAGUGACUGUGGCCGAACUUUUCACCGGCAAUCAGACUUGCAACAGCACCAAAGGAAACACUCCGACGAGAAGGCAUACGUGUGCAAGGAGUGUGGGCGUAGCUUUAAAUUCCAGUCAUCCUUCAGCCACCAUCAGAGGACACACUCAGGGGAGGAACUGUAUGAUUGCCGUGAGUGUGGCCGAGCCUUCUACCGGAAAGUGAACCUUCUCAUGCACCAGAGGACACACUCAGGGGAGAAGCCAUAUGUUUGCCGUGAGUGUGGCCGAGGCUUUACUCAUAGUUCAGUCCUUCGUUCUCAUGAGAGAACACACACAGGGGAAAAACCAUAUGUUUGCGAUGAGUGUGGCCGAAGCUUUGCCCAUAACUCAAGCCUCCUUUACCACCAAAGGACACACUCAGGGGAGAAACCUCAUGUGUGCGAGGAAUGUGGACAAAGCUUUCAUGUGAAGUCUGCUCUAAAUAGUCACAAGAGGACACACUCAGGGAUAAAACCUCACAUAUGCCAGGAGUGUGGCCGAGCCUUUGACCGGAAAUGGACUCUUCUUGCCCACCAGAGGAAACACUCAGGAGAGAAGCCAUAUGUUUGCAGUGAUUGUGGCCGAGGCUUUGCCAAUAAGUCAAGCCUCCAGUAUCACGAGAGGACACACUCAGGGGAGAAACCUCACGUGUGCGAGGAAUGUGGGCGUAGCUUUCUUGUGAAGUCUGCUCUCAAUAGUCACCAGAGGACACACUCAGGGUUGAAACCUCAUGUUUGUGAAGAGUGUGGCCGCGCCUUUGACCAGAGAGGGAGCCUUGUCUCACACCAGAGGAUACACUCAGGGGAGAAACCACAUGUGUGUGAGGAGUGUGGUCAGGCGUACUUCUGGAAAUCGAAUCUUCUCUCACACCAGUGGAAACACUCAGGAGAGAAGCCAUAUCUUUGCAGUGAGUGUGGCCAAGCCUUUGCCCAUAGAUCAGGCCUCCGUUCCCAUGAGAGGAAACACUCAGGGGAGAAACCUUAUGUUUGCAGUGAGUGUGGCCGAGGCUUUGCCCAUAACUCAGGCCUCCGUUACCACGAGAGGACACACUCAAGGGAGAGACCUCAUGUAUGCCAGGAAUGUGGACGAAGCUUUAGUGUAAAGUCUGCCCUCAAUGUUCACCAGAGGACACACUCAGGGUUGAAACCUCAUGUGUGCCAGGAGUGUGGCAGAGCCUUUGACCGGAAAUGGAGCCUUCUCUCGCACCAGAGGAUACACUCAGGGGAGAAACCACAUGUGUGUGAGGAGUGUGGCCAAGCAUACUUGCACAAAGGGGCUCUUCUCGCACACCAGAGGAAACACUCAGGAGAGAAGCCAUAUGUUUGCAGUGAGUGUGGCCGAGGCUUUGCCCAUAAGUCAAGCCUCCGUUACCACCAGACGACACACUCACGGAAGAAACCUCACGUGUGCCAGGAGUGUGGGAAGAGGUUAUCUUCAAGAGAUGCCGGCGCAGCCUUUGACUCAGACGACUUCCGGAUCAGUUCCUCGGCGCGCGAGAUGACGUUGCAAGCACUUGAGGUGGUCGUGUGCGGCCCGCACAACGCGCUGGAUGGAAACGCGUUGUGCGGGCCGCACACGACCACCUCAAGUGCUUGCAACGUCAUCUCGCGCGCCGAGGAACUGAUCCGGAAGUCGUCUGAGUCAAAAGCUGCACCGGCACCUCUUGAAGGUUCGCUCUGA